Molecule: messenger RNA, 2455 nt
Organism: Danaus plexippus (monarch butterfly)
Lineage: Eukaryota; Metazoa; Arthropoda; Insecta; Lepidoptera; Nymphalidae
Product: lipase 3-like
Exons: 1
Coding region: 88-1341 (417 amino acids)
Molecular function (GO): hydrolase activity, acting on ester bonds
Source: RefSeq, a predicted model, not a curated record
AGUUGCUAUUAAUUCAAUGUCAAAUCAAAUUUGUCCACUAUUUUUUAUUGAAUUUAUUGUUAAGUUACCAUUGACUUCGGCCUCUGGAUGUCAUUAGCGAUAAGCACGCCGUUACGUUUACUUGUGAUAUUUGGAUUUCGUAAUAUGAAUACUUUAUACGCAAUCAUAGUUUUUCUUUGCCUUGCGUCUAUCAAUAAGUGUGUGCAUAGUUUUGAAUUCAUAUUUCAACGGGAUAGUACAAGUGAUCCGGACGUAUUUUUGAAUUCACCGCAGCUGAUUCGAAAAUAUAAUUACACUGUUGAAGAACACGAGGUUACCACGGAGGAUGGAUAUAAGUUAAAUAUCUUCAGGAUACCUAAAAAAGCACCACCAGUUCUACUCGUCCAUGGAAUUGGAGACAGUUCUGACUGCUGGUUGGUAUUAGGUCCCAAACAUUCCCUGGCAUAUCAACUAGCAGAUAACGGCUACGAUGUUUGGUUAUUCAACGCAAGAGGAAACCGGUACAAUAAGGAAAAUGUCAAUAAAGUGCCGGAUAAAAUAUUUUGGGACUUCUCGUUUGAGGAAAUUGGAUAUCGAGACUUACCAAGGACCAUUGAUUACAUAUUGAAUGUUACGAGUAUUUCAAAGCUGACGUACAUCGGAUUCUCUCAAGGAACAACAGUGUUUUUGGUGAUGUUGAGUUUAAGACCAGAGUAUAACAUUAAAAUAGAACAUGCUAUUCUAUUGGCCCCUGUCAGUUCUUUGAUUACUACAAAGUACCCACUUAUAGAUUUUUUCUAUAACAAUUUGGAUAAACUGAAGUCUCUCGCUAGGCAUAUUUUUGAAGUGUUUCCAUUCAAUGAAAGAUUGAAUCGGUAUCACGUGGCAGUGUGCAACCCACGAUCGCCUUUGCGAUUACUUUGUGAAUCGGAAUUAUUUGUUAAUUUUGGCUUGAAAAAAUUGACGAAUCUAUUACCAGAAAAAUUGCCAGUCAUAACAAGCCACAUACCCGCUGGAACAUCUUCAAAACUCUUUCUACAUUUCCUCCAAUCCUAUAAAGGUUUUCGCAGAUACGAUUAUGGAGGAACAAGAAAUAAAAUCGUUUAUUCCUCGCCAUCCCCACCAGAAUAUGAUUUAUCUCGAAUAUUUGUGCCAGUUACUUUAAUUACUAGUGAAGUGGAUUGGUUUAGCGCAAUUGAUGACGUGAAUGUGCUUAAAAAUAAGCUGCAAAACGUAGAUAAAUUUAUAGUUAUAGAAAAAAACCGCCAGUUUACGCAUUUAGAAUUUAUAUACGGUGCUAGGGUAAACAAAUUUAUUAAUCAGCCUGUUUUAAAUAUUUUAGAAUUUAUACAUAAAGUCUAAAACUUUCAGAAGCAUUAAGGUGCUCCGGCUGUGAAAGAAUUACUUUUUAAAUGAAACUAAUAUUUUUUGGAUAUACCACGCGUACUUAAUUUUUUUGUUAAAACUACAUACUCUCGACGUUUCGGUUAAUUUUCAGCAAUCGUGAUCACGGCUGCCCGUCUGCACGAGAUGAGAAUUCUCAUCGUCGGGAGAAGGUAGUUUUAAAAGUAUUAAAAUAACGCGUAGCAAUCCGAAGAUAUUAGUUUCAUUUAAAUGAAUAAAACUCGCGAAAGUCUUAGAUCUCAGGAAUUACUUUUGUACAUAUUUUAUAAGCUAUUUGUAAGUAGUAAUCGUAAUGGAUGAUAUAAAUAAUUUUGUUGCCAAUUUUAACAAAUUAAGGAAUCCGAGUGUUCUAUAUAAACAAGUACAUUUGGUAAAUAAUGUUUUGAAGUAAAUAGUGCUUUAAAAAUAUAACCCGCGUAAAUUUAGUUUAUAUUUUAAUUUCCAAGCUUACAUUUAAGUUUCGUUGCAGUAAUCAUGCUCGCAAAAGGAAAAACUUAAUGUUUCUAAAAAAUAUCAUCUUGGAUCGAGUGAGACGAGGUUGACAAGCAAAAUAUAAACCAAACAUACGCGAGUUUUAUCCGAAAAUAAAACUUUUUUAAGUUUAACUAGUGAAAGUCAUAAAAAAAUGUUAAUCGGGCUUACCUGAUACUUAUAUUUAUCUCUCUAUACAAUAUUUAAAUGUUGUGAAAUAAAAAAAAAUGUAAUAACACGAUAGUUGUGUUUGUUUUAGGGCAGUAAAAUAUAAAAUUUUAAUUUAAGGUCAUUUUUAUUAUGCGCCGAAAAACCAGUUUAUCACAAACGGCAUUCUUGACAUUGAGUUUUGACCUCGAUGAGAAUGUUAGCUGUGAGCCUCUGUCAAUUUAUGGACAAGUAGUAAAUCUAUGAUUUAAGAAAUAUAUAUGGAAGCUUAAUUUAAAAAAGAGCAAUUUAAUUUAAAAAUUUAAUAAUUUGAGCAAUAUAUGACGCGUUGAAGCAAGCACUGUCUUAGAAGUUUUUUUUUAUCAAUUUUAUUUUAUGUUUUGAGUUUAGCAUUUCUCAAUUGUCUAUCAGGUAUUUUAAAUAUUCUGUUUAA